Messenger RNA from Drosophila hydei, 991 nucleotides. RefSeq names its product negative elongation factor E (gene Nelf-E). Gene Ontology annotation, biological process: negative regulation of transcription elongation by RNA polymerase II. The transcript is spliced from 4 exons. Gene Ontology annotation, cellular component: NELF complex. Bases 111 to 956 code for a protein of 281 amino acids. The record is from RefSeq and is a predicted model, not a curated record. NCBI's taxonomy places the organism in Eukaryota, Metazoa, Arthropoda, Insecta, Diptera, Drosophilidae. Gene Ontology annotation, molecular function: RNA binding.
UCUGGCACCUCCAAUAAAAGUGUUUAUUAUUUUUAAGUGCUAUUAAUAUAUUGUUGUUGGAGAACUUAAAACAUUUAAAAAUAAAUCACAUAGAUCAAGAACUCCCCAAAAUGGUGUACAUACACUUUCCUAAUAAUCUAACGGAGGAAGAGCAGAUGCUUCAAGCAAAAUACCAAAAACUGAAGAAAAAGAAAAAAGCUUUACAAGCCCACAAAGCACCGAAGCAGGAGCCAGAGAGCGCUCUUACAUUGAAACGGCCAACAGAUGCACGUGAUGCGCGGGAAGUGGCACGUAAGCUAAUCAAAAGCGGAGCUAUUCCCGCCAUACAAAAACAGCAAACAAAGCAGGACCAAACCUCAUUCAAGCGCCCGAAGGGCCAGGAGCGUGCCAAACGUUCCACCUCAGAGACAAGUGUGGCUGCUUACCAACCGUUUUCAUCAACACAGAACGAUGUGGCACAGGAGACCAUAAUAAGUGAAAUUAUAAAAGAGGAGCCACGCCGUCAGAAUUUGUACCAACACUUUGCUACGGAACGUGAUCGCGAGGAACGUGGCUUGACAGAGAAGGUGACGCUAGAUGCAACUCAGCCGGAGAAGCCACGAGCUGGCAAUACGAUAUUCGUAUCGGGCAACAAGGUGACAGAAGAAUUCCUUAAGAAAACGUUCAACGAUUAUGGCACCAUCGUCAAUGUAUCUAUGGAGAUUGAGAAGAGUCGCGGCUUCGUUUCGUUCGCUAAGCCCGAAUCAGCGGAUCGCGCCAUAGCCGAAAUGCACGGCAAGAACGUGAAUGGAAUUAUGCUACAGGUGCAACUGGCUCGCCGCCAGCCACAGAUCGAGCCUAUUAAUGAUGCUUCAUCUUCAGCUGUUUGGUCUUCUAUAGCGGCCAGCAAAUCGCAAAAGGGAAGUCACAAGGACUUGCGACAAAUGGUUCAAUAUGAUGAUGAUUUCUUAAAGUAACCUAAUCUUUUGCAUAAUUACGUUUUCUUAUAAUU